Molecule: messenger RNA, 747 nt
Organism: Populus euphratica (Euphrates poplar)
Lineage: Eukaryota; Viridiplantae; Streptophyta; Magnoliopsida; Malpighiales; Salicaceae
Product: transcription factor BTF3-like
Exons: 6
Coding region: 97-579 (160 amino acids)
Source: RefSeq, a predicted model, not a curated record
CAGCGCAUAAAAAGGGUCUCCCUUAUCGCCGCCUGUUAUUGAGAGCUGAAAAAACACUCUCCUACCUAUCUCCCAAAUCCCAAUAAACAAACUAAGAUGGAUCGGGAGAAGCUUAUGAAGAUGGCCACUGCAGUUCGCACUGGUGGAAAGGGUAGUGUGAGAAGGAAGAAGAAAGCUGUCCACAAGACUACUACUACAGAUGAUAAAAGGCUUCAGAGCACCCUGAAGAGAAUUGGAGUGAAUGCUAUACCUGCAAUCGAGGAAGUCAACAUAUUCAAGGAUGACAUUGUUAUCCAGUUUCUAAAUCCCAAAGUGCAAGCAUCCAUUGCUGCCAACACAUGGGUUGUUAGUGGUUCUCCACAAACUAAGAAAUUGCAAGAUAUUCUUUCACAAGUUCUUGGGCAUUUAGGUCCUGAUAACUUGGAAAACCUGAAGAAAUUGGAGGAACAGAUCCAGAAGCAAGUGCCUGGUGCAGGUGCUGCCGUGGCAGCACAGGAUGAUGAUGAUGAAGUCCCUGAUCUUGUGCCUGGAGAGACCUUUGAAGCUGCAGCAGAGGAGGAUAAAGCUGCUGCUUCUUAAGAGUCAUUUAAAAGGAUUUUGUGUUCUUUCAUAUGCUUCCUGUGAUUUUGAAGUGGUAUCCAUUUUUUUUAAAUUACAUCGUUCUUAAUCUUAUGUUCUCUGUGACUCUUAAUGGUGUUAUGUUGAGUUUUCGAUCCAAUAUACUUUUUCUGAAAUUCGUGGUUGAUA